Molecule: messenger RNA, 1665 nt
Organism: Lachancea dasiensis
Lineage: Eukaryota; Fungi; Ascomycota; Saccharomycetes; Saccharomycetales; Saccharomycetaceae
Source: the annotation of a GenBank genome assembly
AUGGAGGACAUAGACGCUGAAUUCGGGCAGGUACGGAAAUCGCGGCUUCAAGUCGACCCCGACAGUAUUACACGGGAUCUUUCCGCAGACUACGAGCAACAGGCAUUUCUGCGGAAAAUUCAACUGGUUACAGGUGGGAAAUCGCGAUCCGGAGGGCACACUGAUUCACAACUAGUAGGAAAACGGCCUAUCUCUCAGGAUCUCUCAGAGGAGCCGGGCACGAAGCGCAGCAAGACCAAUACAUCGGCGAUCCAACACGCCAGUUUUUGCCAAUUCCAGACCCACUUACUCAAACAGCUAAAUAAUACACUACCACCGAGCAAGUCGCGACUGCCUGGUUUUGUCCAGGAGGCCAAUCGGGAAAUCGAGCGUAUUCUGAAGCAGUCGAUUGUUCAGAAGGAGAGCCAUUCGGCCAUCGUGGUGGGUCCCAGAUCACAUUACAAAACAGCCAUCAUCAACCACAACCUGGCGUUGAUGGCCCAAAAAUACGCCCAGCAAUUUGUCACUAUUCGCUUGAAUGGGCUCAUCCACACGGAACACGCGGCCAUCAACAGUAUCGCCUACCAACUGGAGUCCAAGCUGCGAACUCUGCAUGGCAAUAAGAAUGGCGACCUGCAGAUAAGCUCUGGUUCGUUAACCGAAGUUUUCGAGAAGAUUUUGCGGCUCAUCGACGCCACGACGGUAGGGAACAACAACUUCUCAAAUUCAUCGCGGACCGAAAAGGUGUCCGUUCUGUUCAUAUUUGACGAAAUCGACACAUUUGCGGGACCGCUACGACAAACGCUUUUAUACAACCUUUUCGACAUGGUGGAACACGCGCGAGUCCCGGUCUGUAUCUUAGGCUGCACCACAAAGAUCAACGUGGUAGAGCACCUAGAAAAGCGAGUGAACAGUCGUUUCUCACAACGUAUCAUUCAUAUCCCGACUGUAAAAACACUAGAAACUUUUGUCGAUGCCACUAGAGAACAGCUAACAGUGGAGCUUCCGAAUGAGUUUACCGACACUUGGAACCAACUUUUAGCACAAAAGUUGAAAGACGAAACUUGCAACUUCUUCAAGAUGAUUAAAAAUAACUACGAAACUUUCAGGUCACUCGUUCUUCUCAAAAACAGCAUGUUCGGUCUCAUCGCCCGGGCCAAGACCAUAGAAGAACUCAUUGAGGGUCUCGAAAAUUGCAAACCGAUGGAUGCCUACAAUCAAAACCAAUUUGAUAACUCAUUGAGUGCUAAAGUGAAGUCUCUAUCUGAUCUAGAGCUAGCUCUGAUCAUCGCUGCUGGCAGAGUCUCGCUCAAGACGGAGGACAAUGUUAACUUCAACCUAGCAUACGCGGAAUACUCAAACAUGGUGAAGGAUGUCAAUAAAAAAAUGCCAAUUAUUCCCCAGGCAUCAGGAACUUCAUUGGUGUUAGAGAGCACGCUGCGCGUGUGGGGCAAACAGGACGUGAAAAAUGUAUGGGAAAACUUAAUCGAUCUAGACCUCCUUGCCGAAAAGGGCUCGGUAGGACUCCGGAUAUCAGCACUUGCCGCCUUCCAAGCCAGUAACUAUCAUGCCAUGGGAACCACUAUCCCGUUUGACUUGAGGACCUAUCAAAUGCAAAUAACCCUUCAAGAACUGCGACGCACAGUACCUAAGUCUUCCGUUUAUUACAGUUGGACUCAAUUAUAA